AUUUGGGCCUUGGGGUUGCACAAGGGGCCCAUUUUCUGGCCCAGCUAUAGACAAUGACGGCUGGUUGACUAGCCGUUACAACUUAGCUGUAGUAGCUUAUAACACAUCUCCAUGUUUCAAGCUUACCAAUUUUUCGAAAGAUAACCGUUGAGGAUAGAAAAAUGACAGAAAGCCGAAGGAAAAGCGUGUGCAUACUUUCAUGGGCUGAUGAGGUUGAGAAAGAAGAAGAAGAAGAAGCUCAAGCUGACCUCCUCUGUCAAACAAAAACUCAGAAACCAAACCCUUUUGGGUCUGCAAGGCCUAGAGAAGUUGUGCUCAAGGAGAGAGGGAUUGAUUGGAGAGUUAUUGACCAUGGUCAAGGUCUACUCCAACUACCAUUCUCUGACAGCAUCAAAAAACAUUCUAAUGGGAAACCUCGACGUGAAAUUGUUUCGAAUAUGGCAUUUUGUGGGGUGACAAGGAACCCGGAACAGGUUUUGGUUUUGGCCCCACCAGUUCCUGUGAGUCACUGUAAUCAGAUUCCUAUUAGAUGCCCAACAGGAAAUGGCAUCCUCAAAUGGGUAGAGAAGCCCUGCAUUUCUCCUAACAUUUGCCGAGGAAGUUCAAAUAGAUAUGAACCAGAAAAGGAGAACAUGGGUCAUGAACACAGGCUGCAAAGGGACCAUUGCGCUAAGAGCUCCGACUCCAGAACUCACAAGGGUCCUUUCCUAAAUGGGAAAAUAGGGGAACAUGGAAGUAAAGCCAAACUAGGCCAAGAGAAAAGGCGAAGGAGAUGGAGCAAUGUAGCAUCCAUAAAAGAUGGAACAACUAGCAUUAAAGAGCUCUGUGACAGCAGUGUGCCAAGGUGUGUUCCUGCAGGUAUUGAGCUUAAGAAGUUGAAAAUGUCCAAUACACCAGAUAGGACAAUGGACGAUCUCCAAAGCUUCCACGUAGUUGCUGGUGAAAGUGGCCAAGGUAGGGUUGGUCGCCAUAGAAUGAGGAGGAACCCCAAAAAAAAUGACAGUUUGAUUAGAGCAUUGAAUUAAUAAAGUUCAGUGAUUAUUUGUAGUAUUGAUGCGUUAUAAGCUAGUUUGAUGUCUUGUAAAACAUUUUAUUUUAGGGGACACUAACAAGUCAUUUGAUUCAGAAAUGUAAUUUAAUUAAAAAUUCUUUAUUUGCACUAUCUUAUGCGGAUAUUUUUAAAAUCAAUUGUCUAACUUAAUCAGUAAUCUGUUAUAAGAGUUCAAUCUUUGAUCAACCAAAUCCUUUUUUCUUAUUUUAAAUCCAGU
Molecule: messenger RNA, 1268 nt
Organism: Cannabis sativa
Lineage: Eukaryota; Viridiplantae; Streptophyta; Magnoliopsida; Rosales; Cannabaceae
Exons: 2
Coding region: 162-1025 (287 amino acids)
Molecular function (GO): translation initiation factor activity; mRNA binding
Source: RefSeq, a predicted model, not a curated record